AUGGAGGCACUCUCACCACGCUCCACAAAUCAGAUGAUCAAGCCUAAGCCUGGGAUGGAUUGCAAAGUUCUCGAUAAGAAUGCUGCUGCUGCCGGUGCUGGCCAGAAGGCUGCGCCUUCAAAAAAUCACGCCGCGCCCCCGCCGUCGAUAGUCCCGGAGCCAGAGGAUGGCGGAGAGAAAUACUCGAUUGGCGCCUUUCUGGGGAAAGGAGGCUUCGCCGUCUGCUACGAGGGGACAUUAGCGCGCAACGGCCGAGUUUUUGCCAUGAAGGUGGUCAAGUCGCAAAUGCCUCAGAAGAAGAUGGAGGAGAAGUUUCGGACCGAGUUGCAAAUUCAUUCCAAGAUGCGACACCCCUUCAUUGUCCAAUUUUAUCGUGCAUUCGCCUUUGAGCACAGUACCUAUGUUGUCCUCGAGCUAUGUCCCAAUGGUUCAGUCAUGGAUAUGGUUCGGAAGAGACGGUGUCUAACCCUACCGGAAGUGAGACGCUUUAUGAUCCAGCUAUGCGCUGCCGUGAAGUAUCUACACAAGCGAUUUGUGGCACACCGCGACUUGAAGAUGGGGAAUUUGUUUCUGGAUCACAGCAUGAACAUCAAGGUCGGAGAUUUCGGGCUUGCUGCCAUUAUUCUAUCCGACAAGGACGCCAAGCGGCGAAACACGCUGUGCGGGACGCCCAACUACAUUGCGCCUGAAGUACUUGACAAAAGCAAAGGUGGCCAUACUCAGAAGGUCGACAUUUGGUCUUUGGGUGUUAUUUGCUUUGCCAUGCUCACGGGGUACCCGCCUUUCCAGUCGAAGACCCAGGAAGAGAUUUACAAGAAAGUCAGGAACCUGAGUUAUGUGUGGCCGAAGGAAUCGAAUGUCAACAACUAUAUCCCAGACGAAGCGAAGGAUUUGGUGGCAGCUUGCCUGAACUUGGCCGAUGAUCAACGUCCAGACCCAGACGACAUCGUAGAACACCCGUUCUUCAAUAUGUACGACGGUUGUAUUCCCCGCCAGCUGGACCCGGCAUGUCGGUUCAAUAAACCGGCCUGGAUCAAGGAUCAGUCACCGCGUGGUGAUUGCAUGAUGAGUGGUUUUGGACUCGACUCAGAGGAGAAGUUGCGGGCCUAUGUGUAUCAGGUCGAUGACCCCAGCCAGCGAUAUCACUCUUGCAAGGCCGCUUUUUACUCACUCUGUGGCGUGGGGCGCAAGCCGGAUGGGACGGCGCGCAAGCCUGUGGGCCGGAACUGCUCGAAAUCGGCUUAUGCUGAAUGCGACACCGAGGAUUCGAGAGGACUUCGCCCGACUGUUCCUUUGCCGCCAGGCUUUGUGUACAGAUGGCCGCACGAGGUUGACGGAGAUUGGUGUGUGAUGGAAACUUCUCGAAAGGUUGUCCGCAACGACGAGUCCUCACUGGAGAGUAGCACACUGUCUCGCCGCAGUGUAUCCGUCCGCACCAACAAUGCCGCAACAUCCCGGACGAAUAAUGCGCUUGCGGCCGCUCAACAGCGGAGGAUGGAGCCUCAGAGUCAUGCUGCAACGCUUCGCCAGCAAGCUCUUGCAGGUAAAACCUCACCACGAAAACUCAACGACAUCAAUGAGCCACCUGUUCCGUCCUCUCGACCAAGUGCCGAACGGAAAGAGCCCGACUCGGAUGUGCCUUUGGGUAGUGAUGCUCCUGGUGGAUUGGCUCAACGCCCCAUUCGCACGCGAAGAAUGGUUUCCGCAUCCAAUGCACCGCCCCUGAGAACCGCGCAGAAGAAUGUCGUGCCACAAUUAACCAAGUCGACCAGCAUGCCGUCCGGGCUGACAGUCGGCAAAACUCGCUCUCAAUCCCGUCGAAUGGAAGCCGCUCACCAGGAUCCGUCCCAGCCCUCCGAUCUCACCAGAGAGCGGCAGGCUGCAAGACUGGAGGAGCGCAGAGCUGUUAGUCGACAAACGUCAUUGCGGUCCCUAUCACGACCGGAUAUCAAGGCUAUCGUUGAAAGAGCCGAACGGCCCAAAGCAAGCCCCACGGAAGAGAUGUUUCCAUCGAAUCAACAGUUAAAAUCAGUGCCUGAACCACAAGGAAUCAGUCGAUCAAACAGCAAAACGACUUCGGGUGGCAAGGCUCGCUCUAGCCUGGGAAUUAGCCCUCUCUUCCAUUCAAAUGAUCUAUGCGAGUCGCUUCCUGGAACUUCGUUGACUGAAGUGAACACUGGGUUGCGUCUUAUGCUCUCCAAUUUGGUGAACCAUGCCCCAGGCCGGCGUCGAACUGGGUCGAGAAAGCAACCCCACGCCUAUGUCAUCAAAUGGGUUGACUAUACGAACCGGUACGGGAUUGGGUAUGUGCUGGACGACGGAAGUGUUGGGUGCGUUUUCAAAGGCGAGAACGGACAGCCUGCGACUAGCGUUGUGCUACGAGAUGGCGAGAGACACAUCCGCCGUAAGGCGCGCAGUGUCGACAGCAGCGAGGAAAAGGAGUUUCCCUACUCAGAGGCGGACCAGCUUGUACCUCGCGACGGUGACUCGGUCGAGUUCUACGAAAAUCACGACGAUGAAUUGCUUGGGUGUCGCGGCAUUCGGCGCGCAUGCAUCUCUCCGUCGCUCUUCGAUGUGAAAACCUCGAAAGCGAUGAGGACCCGUGCCAACAUGGGUACAGACAGCGAAAAGUCCGACGCCGAGAAAGUCAAGAGGGUGAAGCUUGUUGACCAGUUUGGCAAAUACAUGAUCGGGUCACUUGGCCGGCACGGCGAUGAGGGUAUUGCAGAUGUGGACUUACCCAGUCACAAGAGCGCCCAAUUCAUCAAGUUCUACCAGCGCCUCGGCAAUGUCGGUAUCUGGGGUUUCGGCGACGGUGCAUUUCAGUUCAACUUCCCCGAUCACACCAAACUCGUCAUCUCGCCUGGCCGGACUCGCAGCUCAUCCCCAUGGAUUGACUUUUACCACUUGUCGCCCUCGGCAGCGCGAUACUUCGCAGCCAAGGGCAAGAUGCACCCCUCUGGAUUCGACACCCGUGCCGUGGCCUCGGACGAGGCAACGACUUUUCUUAGCAUUGUCAGCGGCGAGUCGUUGAGCUCGGUUGAGGACCGGAUCCGGGAAAUUCUCGACGCCAACUCUUUCGCCCAAAAGAUCAACUUCAUCAAGGAUGUCUUGAAAGUCUGGAUCAAAUAUGGCCGUCUCGGUGGUCGUCCAUCGGCUGCGGAGCCUCCUUCUGGGGAACAGUCCACGACGCCAGAAAUGUUCUGGCAGGGCACCCAGGAGCGUGCUCAGCCCGGAGGCCAUGGAACCAAAUUUGUUUGGGUGACCGUUGGAGCCCCGAAUGGCGAUGGACAGUACCGAGCUAUUGUUUUGAAAGACGGAGACCGGGAGAAAAUGGAGAAGCGGGCUUCGGCGGAUUAUGACAAGGAGAUGGACAUGUUGAAGGAGCGACUGCGAGCUCUGGGCCGCGAGUGA
Messenger RNA from Penicillium alfredii, 3414 nucleotides. RefSeq names its product CDC5/polo family serine/threonine-protein kinase. Gene Ontology annotation, cellular component: nucleus; spindle pole body; spindle pole. Gene Ontology annotation, molecular function: protein kinase activity; ATP binding; protein binding. Bases 1 to 3414 code for a protein of 1137 amino acids. NCBI's taxonomy places the organism in Eukaryota, Fungi, Ascomycota, Eurotiomycetes, Eurotiales, Aspergillaceae. Gene Ontology annotation, biological process: protein phosphorylation; regulation of cytokinesis; regulation of protein localization to mitotic spindle pole body. The transcript has 4 exons. The record is from RefSeq and is a predicted model, not a curated record.